AUGGCAUCUACUCAAAGUUAUAGCUCAACUGCACGCACCAAAGCUUCACACCCAACACCCAACUUCUCCGACUCGAACUUCGACCCCGCUGAUUACCUCAAUGAUGCCCUCUCUCCAUUGACCGUCGCAUCACUUCAACUCAAUGCUUCUCGAGCUCCAGGCUCUAUACCCCUGACUGAACUCUCAAGUCAGGUUCAGUCACUGCUAUCACAAAUCAGCGCUCAAAAUGUACGCCUGUCAAGUACACUCUCCCAGCUCAGCGACGAGAUUCUUCGAAGCGGCGGACGGUUAGCCUACGAGGUGGAAGUGCUACGAGGAGAGACGAUUGGGCUUUCUGAAACCCUGACCGAAGUUCUACGGGAGGAUAUUGCAAAGUUCGUCCCGAAUGUCUCUGCAACAGCUAUUCCCACCAGUCGCAAGACAGAGCCUUCGGUCGAGGAGGAAUCCACGACUGACGAGGAAGAGACGAUAGAGGAAAAGCAGCCAACAGCCACGGACCCGGAGUAUAUCACCAAUUUACGCACGCUGAACCAAGUUCGAUCGCGACUGGAGGAUGUUGUGCAGACCUUUGGAGAUGCGAUGGAAUGGCCCCUGCCCCCAUCGGAAAUAUCCUUCUCCUCAACGUUUAUAUCCGUCUCUGGUCCUGAAAAUGCAGUCGAAGGUGGCGAACAAGAAGAAAAGGGCCAGGAAAUCAUGAAGAAGCUGCGGGUUGAGAUAUCUGAGCUGCUGAACAGUGACGGUGGGGGUCGGGCUGGGUUGGAUGCAGCCAGUCGUCGAGUAGAAGCUCUACGGACUCUGGCAACUGUAUGGAAGGGGUCAGCUGAAGAGAAAGCUCGUCUUAGAGUUGUGGAGAAUCUGCAGCGACUUGUUGAAGAGCGGAGGCGAGCUCAGAAUCAGACUGAUCGGAAUCGGUCUAGAUCGAGGCCACGCAACACUGACAGUGAAGCACCAGCACCAGCACCAGCGGGAGGACUAUUUCGCAAUCUGCAGAGAUUAAAGGAAGAGAUAUAUCUAGAUUAG
Penicillium taxi is the source of this 1020-nucleotide messenger RNA. RefSeq lists its product as uncharacterized. The record is from RefSeq and is a predicted model, not a curated record. Bases 1 to 1020 code for a protein of 339 amino acids. The transcript has a single exon. Lineage: Eukaryota; Fungi; Ascomycota; Eurotiomycetes; Eurotiales; Aspergillaceae.